Molecule: messenger RNA, 3003 nt
Organism: Daldinia caldariorum
Lineage: Eukaryota; Fungi; Ascomycota; Sordariomycetes; Xylariales; Hypoxylaceae
Product: Pkinase-domain-containing protein
Exons: 4
Coding region: 1-3003 (1000 amino acids)
Biological process (GO): protein phosphorylation; intracellular signal transduction; regulation of MAPK cascade
Cellular component (GO): cytoplasm
Molecular function (GO): ATP binding; protein serine/threonine kinase activity
Source: RefSeq, a predicted model, not a curated record
AUGGACAGCCACGGUACUAACGUCAACGUCCACAGCAAUCUGCAACCGCAGCAAGAAAAAGAACAACAACAACAGCAACAACGUCGUAACAGAUUAACCAAGAAACCUCCCUCCUCCAUCCACACUCACCACCAUCACAGUCACAGCUACUCUCUCACCGCUGAUGGUCGAUUUGACGCCCAAUCCCUCAAGAGCAAACGGAGCUCCACGAGCCUGAGGAGAGCUCCAAGCGCUCCCCACAGAACUCCCGCUAACACAAUUGCUAACGCUGCUAAGAACGUUGCUAAGAACGUCGCUAACGUUGGCAUUAACAACGCGUCAAACUCCGCAGCAUCGCCCCGUCUUCUUCCCUCUCCCACAACCACAACUACUACCGCUACCGCCGCCGCCGCCGCCGCCAUUACGGUAAAUAACCAUAACCAUAACUAUAACAACUCUAACUCCAACCCCAACAAAAACACCACCACUUAUUUCUCCUCGCCUUUGCCUUCCCCUGCUAAAUUUUUUCCGUCUACUACUUCUUCACCUCACGACUUAGUCUCGUCUUUAACUUCGCCGUCGCCUUCUCGCAACCCGUUUCCCCUCGCUGCCGACGGAGCCGCAAUUGGGUCUGGAACCAAAAUUGGCACUGGAAUUGGGAUUGGAAUUGGAAUUGGCACAGGCGUAGGCACAAGCGUAGGCGUUGGUGUUGAAACAGGCAUCGGUAUCAGGUAUCCGACCUCAGGGCAACGUCUCUCUGACCCCUAUCUUCUCCAACCUCUUUCCUCCCAGACCCCCGAGGAGUUUAUCGGCGCGCCCUUUGACGGCAACUCCAUCCUUAGUCAUUUCGACGCUGCCAAGUCGCCCACGUAUCAAUUUUCCUCCCAAACCCGACCGCCACCACCACCGUCGUCGAAUUCAAGUCCCGGCCCACGUGUAAUGAGCCCUCCUGCCCUGCGACAGUCGACUAGCUUCUCCGCCUUAGACGCCAACAUGUCAGAGAAGUCCCAUGGCGCGCGUGUCAACGAGAGUCCUGUCGUGCCCCCGAAACGAUAUUCCGAUGAAUCUAAAGACCUCAAAGGUCCUGGCGUCUUAAGAAAAAAAUCGGGCUUUUCCGGCCUCAUGAGCACAUUGGUGGGGUCACCCAAGAAACCCGUUAUAUCGGCGCCAGAGAACCCCGUUCACGUCACGCAUGUCGGCUACGAUAGUUCCACAGGCCAGUUCACAGGCUUACCCAAAGAAUGGCAACGUCUAAUCAACGAGAGUGGUAUUCCGGAGAAUGCUCGAAGGGAAAACCCGCAAAUGAUUGCGGAUAUUGUCACAUUCUAUAAAGAGACCACGGAGAAGCCUCACGAAGAUCAAGUUCUGGAAAAGUUUCAUGAUGCGAGAGCUACUGAACUGCGCGCCCAAUCUGGUGGAAUGGCAACAUCCCCUGGCAUGUAUGCGUCAAACUAUGCGGGUAUGUCACCUAUGAUAAGUCCACCAGCAAGUCCGAGAUUUCCAAUCGUGAAUAAUGAAGGCACCUUCGAGAACCCCCGCGCGCCCCCUCCUGUACCCGUACCUGGGAAGAGCCCGGUGCUGCAUUCCAUCAAGGAUCACCCCAACUUGCAGCCCAGCCGACCUGCACCGAAACCCCCCCUUUCUCUACAGAGUCGAGCUGCACAGCAACUGCCCUAUGCCACCAAAGACUCGGGCAUAGGCAUGGCGCAGGCCGGCGAAGAUGGACAUUCCACGGGAUCCCACGUUUCGCCACCGAAGGAGGGUGUCCCCAUGCUCCCCGAAGAGCACAGAUCGAGGUCGAGAUCAAACUCGCGAGUUAACGGGUCCCAACCCCAUACGCCCGUCGGCCAGCCGUCACCGGCCGUCCAGGCGGUUUAUCAGCAUCAACUAAUGCAGCAGCAGCAAGAACAGGCUAUGGCUCAAGCUCAGGCUGCUAUGGAGGGCCAACUUGGCAGGUCUGCUAGUACCAAGCAGCCCCCCGCGCAACCAAUGCUGCCGAAUUCGCAGCACCAAAUGGGUCGCGUCCCCGAGGCCAACGGUGCCGGCAACGCGGCCUAUCCAGCACGAGCAGUACCGGCGCAGCAGUCGCGCCCCCGCAAUCGACCGCGGCAAAGCAGCAGCAUCGAUGUGGCAGCGGCGCUAAAACGUAUCUGCUCUGAAGGUGAUCCUCGCGAGAUAUACCGCGGCUUUACUAAGAUUGGCCAAGGUGCUUCCGGGGGCGUCUAUACCGGCCACGAGAGGGGAUCGAAUCGACUAGUAGCCAUUAAGCAGAUGAACUUGGAGCAGCAGCCAAAGAAAGAUUUGAUCAUCAACGAAAUCUUGGUUAUGAAAGAGAGCUCUCACCCGAAUAUCGUUAACUUCAUAGAUAGUUACCUAUGUGGUGGUGAGCUAUGGGUCAUCAUGGAAUACAUGGAAGGAGGUAGUUUGACUGACGUUGUUACUUUUAAUAUAAUGACGGAAGGACAGAUAGCGUCAGUUUGUAGGGAAACGCUGAAGGGCCUCCAGCAUUUACACUCUAAGGGAGUUAUACAUAGAGACAUCAAGUCUGAUAAUAUUUUGCUGUCACUGGAUGGUAAUAUUAAGCUCACCGAUUUCGGAUUUUGCGCACAGAUCAACGAGGCGCAUAAUAAGCGGACCACGAUGGUUGGGACGCCGUAUUGGAUGGCACCCGAAGUGGUCACUAGAAAGGAGUACGGAAGGAAAGUUGAUAUCUGGUCUCUGGGUAUUAUGGCCAUCGAGAUGAUAGAAGGAGAGCCGCCGUAUCUCACCGAAUCGCCGCUCCGCGCCUUGUGGUUAAUCGCUACUAACGGCACACCGCAAAUCAAAGAAGAGCAUAAUUUAUCUGCAGUAUUUAAGGACUUCCUAUAUUUUGCCUUGAGGGUGGACCCAGAGAAGAGAGCAAGCGCACAUGAUUUGCUUCGGCACGAUUUUAUGAAGAUCUGUGUCGACCUGUCGACAUUAUCACCGCUUGUCAGGGCCGCCAGGGAAGCCCGGCUAGAAGAAAAGGCUAAUAAAGGUCAAUGA